AAGAGACGAGAGGAGUUCUAGAGAUCUUGCUGGGGCUGAAUUGUGCCUCUGCUUCCAACACUUCGUGCUAAGAAAGAUGAUGUAACAUGAGCAUACAUAAAGCACUGUUGGCUCUAGGAAGAGCUUCUCUUCCCUCCUUACAGUUACAAUCUGGCUUUCCAGUCCUCAGCUUCACUCUUUAUUUUAGAGAACUGCUUGUUUCCUCCGAGACACCAGCAAAAAAUAGUUACAUUUCUUUAAAGUAUUCCUACAGUUUUAUCCUUGUGAUCUUUCAGGUUGGAAGUGACAGCGGCUGAGCCUGCAAUUUUCAUAAACAAGUAGCUUUGGAAAUCAAAACAGGAACUUCAGAAGUCUUUUUACUUUAUUACUCCCUUCCUUUGCUCCCACCUCGAUUUCAGCAUCAACAGUGGGCUGGGCUAGAUGAGCUCUUUCAACUCAGUUUCUUCAGUUUAACAUUUUGAUUUGGCACCCCAGCUCAUGCUUGAAACACAAGAAUUUUCCAGGCAGUCUGCUGGGCGAGCCCAGGAUUGUUCACAUCACUGCUAAAUUACUACUUCCAUUUUUACCUGACUUUUGUAAUCUUAGGACCAUCCUUCUGCACAAGAUGAUUGCGAAGAUAACCUGGAGACUGGCAAGACACGUGUCCACUGAGGCACAUAGGACCACGCAGGUUCUUAUUUCAGGAUUCAGCCCUCCAUACAGGAAGCCCUGGUGGAGGGGAGACCGGUCGUAGCAUUGGAGAGCACCAUCAUUACACAUGGCAUGGCCUAUCCUCAGAAUCUGAGCAUGGCCAGAGAGGUAGAAAAAAUCAUAAUGAGAAAUGGAGCAGUGCCAGCCACUAUAGGUAUUUUAAGGGGUCAAAUCCACGUGGGACUCACAGAUGAGGAACUUCAGUUCUUGGCAAGCAGUAAAAAUGUAGUUAAAGUGUCUCGGAGAGAUCUUCCUUAUGUCCUCAGCCAGGGCUUGUCUGGUGGAACUACCGUGUCUGGAACAAUGAUUGCAGCACACAAAGCAGGAAUCCCUGUGUUUGUGACAGGAGGCAUUGGAGGCGUCCAUCGGGGAGGAGAGAAUACUCUGGAUGUGAGUGCUGACUUGACAGAGCUAGGACGAACUCCAGUUGCCGUUGUAUCUGCAGGAGUCAAGUCUAUCCUUGAUAUUGGCAGGACACUGGAGUAUCUGGAAACUCAGGGGGUCUGUGUGGCUGCCUUUGGAGAGUCAAGGAUGUUCCCAGCCUUCUUCUCAAGCCAGAGUGGCUACCAGGCACCAUAUCGUGUCCAGGACGAAGAGGAGGCAGCUAAACUUAUUGCCAGCACUCUGGGGCUUGGCCUGAGCAGCGGUGUUCUGAUAGCAGUGCCCUGUCCCCAGGAGCAAGCUGCCUCGGGCCACCUUAUUGAAGAUGCCAUCCAGCAAGCUCUCAGUGAAGCCAGGUCCAAAGGGAUUACAGGCAAAGAACUGACCCCGUUUUUGUUACAGAAGAUCAAUGAAUUAACCAAUGGGAAAUCACUGGACUCUAACCUUGCUCUGAUCCAAAACAAUGCCAGAGUGGGCAGCAGCAUUGCAGUGGCCCUGAGCAAACUACAGAAAGCCACGAGGAAGGGGAGCUUGCCUCGCAGAAGGGACACAACCCUGCCUCAGCCAGUGGUGAUUGGAGGUAUCAACGUUGACUUCAUAGCCAAGGCACAGAACUCUGUCAUCCUGGGUGGUGGGCAGACAAACAUUGGAAGAGUGAGACGAACUUUUGGCGGCGUUGGAAGAAACUUGGCAGACUGCUUAAGCCGUCUUGGGCUGACCCCUCUCUUUCUGUCAGCUGUUGGGAAGGAUGAACAUUCAGAGUCCAUCCUGCACUAUUGUCACCACAUGGACAUGAGUGCCAUCCUGCAGCUGGAGGGGAAGAGCACAGCAACUUACAGUGCUAUGAUCACCAGUGCUGGGGAACUGAGCGUUGGCUUGGGAGAUAUGGACAUCCACCAGCAGAUAACAGAGCAAUACGUGUCCCAGUUCAAGGAGAAUUUGUGCCGGGCCCCACUAGUUUGCAUUGAUGGAAAUGUGCCUCUUUCCACUAUCCAGUACAUCUGCCAACUCGCUAGAGAUCAUCAGCUAGCAGUGUGCUACGAGCCGACAGAUGAGAACAAGGCCUCUAAGCCAUUCCUCUCAGACAGCUGGAAAGCACUCACGUACAUCUCCCCCAACCUGCAAGAGCUAAAAGCAAUCAACCGGACUCUUGGGAACCCUCUGCCAGCAGGGGCACCAUCCAGCCUGGAGGACAUUAUCAAGAUGGCAGCAGCCUUGGCCCGCCCUUUGCUGACCCACCUAUGCUGUGUGGUUGUGACCCUCGGUGCUCACGGUGUCCUCCUGUGUGGCAGGAGCCUGGGAGGGAGCAUCUCUCUUCAUCCAACACCUCAUGAGCAGACCGCUGCUGCCAGCCUCUGUGCUGCCCACUACCCUGCCAUCCCUGUCAGCAGGGAGGAGAUAGUCAACGUCUCAGGAGCCGGUGACAGUUUAAUGGCAGGAAUUGCUGCAGGGAUAAUUGCCAACCACGACACAGAUACCUGUGUCCGGAUGGGCCUGCUGGCUGCACGUUUGUCUCUCCGUUCCUAUGAGCCCAUCUCCCCAGCAAUCAGCACGUCCACCGUCAGCCAAGAAGAAGUCCAGAGCAAGCCCUGGCCAGAGGUGAAGGUAUGGAAGCUGGACUAGAUUGACAUCGCUUUCUCCUCCAUCACCUCCUCAUGCACCCAGCAGUACCGUCUCCAAGAAUUAGGCCAUGUUUUCAGUUUCAAGCUCAGAAGCUGACUAGAGGACUUGAGCUGCUGGGAGGUUAAGUCCCAAUGGAGUGCAUCUGGUAUCAACUUGUAUUGCACUGUUCACAAUCAUGUUUUUCUGUUGUUGCUUCCUCUCUCUCAUGAGUUACAACCACUGCUUUGGUCUUCUGUCUGCUGCCUGCCAAUAGUUUAUCUCACAUCCCUAUGGGGAACACUCACCUGUUUUGGUUUGGUGUAAACCAUCAGGGAAGGAGGCGCCAAUCCAAGGAACUUCUUUGUUCUGUUUUCAGGCAGGCCCAGCAGCUGCUCACACCUCUUUCUCUACAGGAGGUCUCAUGGACCACAACCAGUGUUCAGCUGCAGCUGACAGGAACAUAAUGCUGUAGGACAACCUCAUAGGUGUUCCCAAGCUAGUCAGCAAGUGCGGCAUUUUCUUGGUCUUUUUCAGGGAGGAGGGAAAGCACGACCCUCCUUUACAGAUGGCCACACAAACUGUGUAGCUCAAAUGACUGUGCCAAGUUCACAGCAAGUCUGUGGCAAAGCCAGGAACAGAGCACUGACCCUGUCCAGGAUAGGGCUGCACAGCAAUCCCUCUGCUUUUAACACCUACAGCAUCUUCAUUAGCAAGGGCAGCCCUACUUAGGUCAAUUUGGUCAAGAUAAAAAUACAGCAGACAGCUUUAUGGAGACAAAAGGGAUCCACACACUGACCAGCAGCCCCCCUUUAUCAAAGCCUUGUGUUGUUCAGCUGAAACGCUGUGCUUGCACCACACACACGUACCCAUCACUGAAAGGAUCUGGGUGGCCUGGUGGGAGGGUGCUGGGCUGUUUGGGAGUGCAGAGAGGGGGACAGGCUCCCACAAGCCGCUUGGUUAGCUCACAGGAGGGGAGGUGGGACAUGGCAGGGGCGGGGGAAAAGAGCCGUGCGCUGGUGCUAUAAAAGUGACUUUCAACCGGUGCUGGGGAAGAGAGGCAGCCUCAGCUUCAGCUCCUGUUCCCAAGCCUCACUGAGCAGAGCAUCCCUGAGCCAAGCCAAAUCCUGAUGGAGAUCUGGGUGCUGACAGCCUCUGUCCUGCUGCUGGCACAGCUCUCCCCGCUCCCAGCACAUGGAGAGGCACUGGGAGACUGGGCAGCCCUUCCAGCAAGGCAGCUCAGAGCUGGGAGGCCCACAGACAACCAUCGGCCAGCUGGAGAUGGAGGGGACAACCAGGUAGAUGACAGCCACCCCCAGGCUGCAGUGUGGGAGGCCCUGGCAGAGCUCUGCCCUGGCUCUGGGGCUCCCUACAAGGCCACAGGCAGCAGCAUGCGGGACCCCCCCAGCAGGCCCCGCAGGAGCCCACCACAGCCCCUCCGCAGCAGGAGCCUGGGGCUGAGCCAUCACCUGAAGGGCUACGGGAAGUUCAACAGCGACACGCACUCCUGCCAUGGCAUCCAGAGCCGGCCCUGCCAGAAGCCCUCUGACUGUGGCGGCUGCCUGGGGCUCUACACCUGCAGGCCGCCCGGCACCUGUGGUCUGAAGGCCGUCUCCCGGCAGAGAAGGGGGUUCCUGCAGAGCAUCCAAGGGCACGCAGUCCCAGAGCAACACAGCUCAGCCUGAAGCUGCCGGGGCUGUUCUGACACUGAGAUCAACAUCUCCUGCUUGAGUUUCAUGUUCGGUCCUUCAAUAAACGGCUGUAAAAUGUUC
Molecule: messenger RNA, 4442 nt
Organism: Coturnix japonica (Japanese quail)
Lineage: Eukaryota; Metazoa; Chordata; Aves; Galliformes; Phasianidae
Cellular component (GO): cytoplasm
Molecular function (GO): kinase activity; pseudouridylate synthase activity; hydrolase activity, acting on glycosyl bonds
Source: RefSeq, a predicted model, not a curated record